GCAACGCGUGCACACGUAGCAAACAAGACGCGUUGUUGACGAGUAAUUUGGCCAAGAGUGAAGAGAAACGUGUUUUGAAACGCGAGCAUGAUAAACAAAGCAAAUUUGAAACGUGAGCUUCUGUGAAUUGAUUAAAGAAUCCAAAAAUUUGAAUUAAAAAAUCUAGAAUUGUCUUGAAUUUAUUGCAACAAAAGUGUGAGGUGAAAAAAAUUUAUAAAAAUUGUUAAACCAAAAAGUGAAUAACUCAAAGUUGCAAAAUGGAAGACACAACAACAAUGGAUUAUUUGUAUGACAGCACAACCUACGCACCGGAGACAACAUUUGCUGUGGAUACCACCGGCAUGCCAUUCCUUAAUUUGGCGGCAGUCACGCCAGACAGCGUCGUGGACCGGCUGUUGCACUCCGGCGAGCAGUUGUCGCACAACCAAAUCACCUUCGAGAUACCAUCGCAUCACGAUCUCGAACACAUCAAUAAAUUGCACACAUUCAAUACGCUGCUUCAGCGUAUCGGCAAUGUGGCCUACGACACUGUUGCUUCCGCCAGCGCGCAUAGCGGGACCAACGUGCCGCAGGAGGAGCAGCACGCGCUGCGACCCUUUGGCGUCGAUGCGACCGGCCAACACAUCACCAACGAACAGAUCUCCAAGAGUGCUGUGCUGAAUUUGGCCGAGCUGAAGAACGGUGUCGGCAGUGUGGGCGGCAGCUUCUUGGAAGAUUUCUUCGGCGAUGCCGACAUGCAUGCCGUCAUCAAUUAUUUGUGGAUUGGCGUGGUCACCGCAUUGGUGGUGCUUUCUGUGAUUUUCAUUUUGUUCUCCUGCUACUUUUACCGCAAGUUUCGGCAAUGGAAGAAAUGCAAUAAGGACAUACGCAACCACUUGAGCAACGACUUGUAUGCCGAUGGUCAUCUUGUCGUUUGCGACCGUUUAAUGGACGCCCGCGGGAGACAUACAGUAACAGCUGCUAACGCUGCCUCCGCCGCCUACUAUCAGCAAAUGGAGUCGCCGCCAUGCUACACCAUUGCCACCGGCCUGCCGACCUACGAUGAGGCAUUGCAUCAUCAGCACCAGCACCAGCACUUCUCCUACGGCAUGAAGUUCAUCUAUCCGACGAUUACGGCUGUGCAUCACCAUCCGGCCAUUGCUGGUGUGUACAAUAACAACAUGCUCACAGCCACAUUGAAGCGGCAGAGCGACUUGCAACAACAGCAACAAGCGCAGGAGCAGCUAAUGAAGCAGAAGACAUACAAAGUGUCGUCCGUGGCGUUGGAGGACGAAGCGCCGCUGGAAGUAGUCAUGCCCGCCAGCUACGAUUUUGCGGAACUGCAUGGUCUCAAUUUGUCGUGUGGCAGCAUGAGUGUAACCGCGCCAUUGUUGGGUGUCAAUGCCGCCGCGGCGAAGACGUCGGCGUCGUCGCUGGAGGAAGUGAUUACCAUACGCUUGGACGACAUGACAUCAACGGGCGCGUUGCCGAUCGAAGCAGCAGCGACGCCACGCCGUCCGGCCAUGUUUUAUAAUGAGUUGCGUCGCGAGCGGGGUGUGGGCGAGGAGCAGCAGUGCAGCGCAGUGACGAUAGCGUGAUCGCAUUAAGCAAUCACAGACGCCUCCACGCUUCUUCGCGCAGCCCCCGAUGAGCCGCUGACGGGUCAACCGACUGCUUACGCCUUGUAAAUAUGUAUGUCCUGUAAAUAUGCUGCCUCUGGCAGAUGUAAGACAGUCACCGCAGAAGAGCUGUCCGCCGCUACGUGUUAGAUUCAAACAAAGAGACUAAUUAACGUAAUGACAUUUCGAAUGAGUCCGUAUCUCACAACAUUCAUUAGUAACUUCUUGAAACUUAAACAAACUUAUUUUUAUUUAUUUGUAACUGUAAAUGAUUGCAAGAAGAGAUGCAUUUAAAAAUUAUUACUUUGUUCUGUAUUAUUUAUUUCUUGUUUAGUUUAAAGAUAAAAGCACUUUUCGUUAAAAAAGACUGACUGUUCAUUAAACUCUGUGUAUACACCCGUAUUUUUUACUGCAUGUAAAUAGUUCUAAGUCCAUAGUUAGCGCGCAGAUGCAAGUAGUAAAUUGUAUUUAUCAGCGAUUAGUAAAACUAGUUAGGAAUUUUAUUAUCUAAGCAAGCUAAACGAUUUAUUAAAUUUAAAAAAUUACACAAAAUUUAAAAGUUCAUUUGUUUUUCUUUCACUUACGUUCAUUUUAUGAUCGUUUUUCGUUUUCUGGUUACUUCGAUCUGUUUUCAGUUGGUAAAAGUUGCAUUGAAAUUUUGUUUUUCACAUACAUGCACACAUAUACAUUUUACAUACACUCACACCUCUCACUUGCUUACACGAAAUAUUUGCAGAGAAGAUAACACCGUUAGCAUGACUCGUUCGAGCUUUUGGCGCUUUCAUAUAGCGUGAAAGCUCAUAACGUCAUUGCUGUUGGAAGCGCCGCAGAUAUGCCCAAAAGAAGCGCCGCCUGGACCACGGGAGAACUAAACUGGUUUGCUGAGUAUCUAGUGACAAUUUGGUACAUGGCUUGUAAUAAAUACAUACAUACAUAUAUAUGUACACUUAUUUUUUCAACAUUUCAUUGGUAUUUGUAAAACAAGUUUUAAUUUUUUGCUAAAUAUUUUUUGUAUACAAAAUAUUUGAAUUAUCAAUUACAAAAGUAUUGUUAAUUAAAUUACACAAAGAUCAAUAAAAUUUAAAUUAUUUUCUAUAAACACUGUUAGAAGCUUGUUAGGUAUAAAAAACGUAUUAACAUAAACGUAGACGAAAGCCUUCUGACUCACAACUUCUACCGGCGAAAAUAUAACAAUUCUCAUUUAAAAUCAUGGAAAUAUUGAUCCUCUGAAGGCAGCCAAUAGCAUUUUCAACGCUUCGGCAAAUUUAACUCAAACGAAUUGGCGAACAAAAUUAACACAUUUCGAUCAGGUCGAUACUAGGUUGUAGGGUGAGAGCUGUAUGGUGUUUAGAGUGAAGAGACAAUAUCACAUUUUAUGAAUUUUACGUUUUAGUGGUAAACCACUCUUGAUACCAGUUUUAGUGUGCCGAUGCACACAAACCAGAAAACCGUUAACGAAUGUCUUAAUCGUUUUGAUGAACUUGUCUUCCCCCUCCGUAAAUAUUUUCUACAUCGAUCUCAAAAACGAAGUAAAUAUGAAAAACUUUUCAUAAAAUUUUAUCAGUGCGAUAUCUUAAAGGGGUUAUAUGAGUUUCCUCGGAUAAAAAGCAGCAUUUUUUCAAUUUUUUUUUCACAUAAGAAAUGAAAUAUUUUAUUAGAAUUUUUUAUUGUUACAAACAUACACUAUUAACAAAGAAAUUCUGAAAUUCUUGGAAAAAAAUAUUUUAAGCUCGGCCAAUGCGGCGCCAUUUCCGGUGACCCCGCGUUGGCAGGAUAACUUUUUACAGUAUCAUUUAAAGUAAAAAUAAGAGCUUUAGUUAAAACCUUAACUUUAACUUGGACGAAAAAAGUGAAAAUUUAAUUUUUACAGACAUUUUUACAAAAAAAUUACAACAUUUUUUUUGAAAUAGUUGUUAUCCAAAAAAAUCUUUCGCCCAUGUCUUUAAGAAUUUUAGAAUCAAAAACCUGAGUAAAAUUUCAUGUACAUCGAUUGGGUAGUUCUCGAGAAAUCUUGCCAACCGAGAAAAACGGCGCACCUAACCCAGCUAACCCCGAGCGCACAAGUUCUGGUUGUAUCUCCGAAACUAUUACUCGGAUCAACUUGAAAAUUUAGGACAAUAUUUUAGAGGUGUUGUAAAAUUUAAUAAGAUAAUAAAUAAAAUCGAUUUGUUGAAACCCGUAAACCCCUGUAACCUCUAAUUACCAAGGUGACAACUACUGCAACGUAAGACAAGAAAUUUUAAGGGCUUGAAAAUUGUUUCGGGAAACGUUCUACAGAUUAUCAGGCAUAUCUUCUUUAAUUCCUUAAGAAGCACUGAUCUGCUUUACCAACGAUGUAUUCACAGAUAAAAGAUCAACGAAGUGUGCUAUGGUCGUCAAGGGGUCUAUUGGGGAGUCUUUUUUAUGCUGCUAUUUUUGUAACCAGUUUUAAUAUAGCGAACAGUUGGGUUACAAGUAGUUGUGAUAUAUAAAUUCGCGUCCGAUAUUACCACAUAUAUUUUCAGUAUAAAUGAUUUACAACAAAAUCACUAAUUCUUAAAUAUAUUUCUCCAUUUAAAAGUUUUAUUUUCUAAAACAACAUUCAAAAGGUAUUUACAUUAUUUUUGAGAAAUUUUAAAAUUGUAGAAAUUCUCAUUUAUACUUCUUUCACUUUCUUUGACAUGCCAGGUCUCUGGUAAAGCGCUACAAUCAAAAAAUAAACUUUAACUACAUAUUAUAAGAAUCUUCGAAAGCACUGUUUUUCCAAAAUAGAAAGCAGAAUAUGUAUAUACAUAUAGAUCUAAUGAAACGAGCUCAGUAAGGGUUUCAAAUAUGAUUUUGUACUACGCAGCAUGCCGUUAAAAAGAAUGUGCAGAAAGUUAUCGGUUUCACCAAUUUACCUAGGUUUUAAAUAUCAUAAAUUCAAAUCUUAAAACAAAAAUAUUUCAAAAUUACAUUGUAAAAUAACUACAACUCAACAGAGCUUUCUUAGAAUAUACAAGAGGUCAUCGACUUUAAAACUAACUAAAACCUAACUGCAUUUUUGUUGUACCUUUGAGCCACAGCUUGCACCAUAUAUGUAUGUAAUUUUAUCAAAUAAAAAAUGAAAAUAAUAAGUAAGAGAUUGUAUAUAAGACACACACGAGCACUAUUGAAUAAUUGCACCACAAAAUACACACUACAACUACACGAAAUUUAACGUGACAACGACUACCUAAGUCCAUGAACACCAAUAUUGAAGUACGAUUAAAAAUGGAAUCUGAAUGCGACUGAUAUUCAAUAAUUGAAGCACUUUGAAAUAGGAAAAAGUGUUUUUUCAGUAAUCUAAGAAUCAAAAUAAAAAUACAAAAAAUGUUAAAGAUUUAUGAAAUAUCUGCCAGCGCGAGGUUUUCAGAGCUUUUCCGUGCUGCUGAUCUGCACAAUUCAUAAAGUCAAUGCUUUAACUGUUAGUUAUUUCUAGAUAAAUAUGAAAUCGGUUAACUUUAUAAAAAUAAAAUACAAACAAAUUACCAA
Bactrocera neohumeralis is the source of this 5090-nucleotide messenger RNA. RefSeq names its product protein commissureless 1 (gene comm). The record is from RefSeq and is a predicted model, not a curated record. The coding region runs from base 258 to 1577 and encodes 439 amino acids. NCBI's taxonomy places the organism in Eukaryota, Metazoa, Arthropoda, Insecta, Diptera, Tephritidae. Gene Ontology annotation, biological process: axon guidance. The transcript is spliced from 2 exons.